GGGGCCAGGAGGGAAGGAAAAGGUGGGGGGGGCAGGAACGGUGAAAUGCGCAUGCGUAGUAGGAGAAUGAGGGCUGUUGCUGUCUCCGGAAUUUAACGGCCCGCGCAGUUCGAACGAAGGGGCGCAGACGGGGUGCCUUUCGGGACAGCUUUAGAGCGCGAAGUACCCUCCGCGGAGAUCAGCUGCGCGCCCCGAGGGGGUGCGUGAAGAAACUCUCUGCAGGGGCUUUUUCAAGUGAGACAAAUGUAGAGUACCAAUGGAAUCCAACUUAUGGAUUUACCAUAAAAAAGAUGACGACGAAGAACUCUUGCUUGCAAAUGUAGAGGCAUUAAGGAAUCGACUGAGGAAAACCGAGAGAAAUCUACGAAAUCUAGGGGAAGAGCUUUCCAGUACUAGUUCGAGUGAGCAAUCUGUCCACAGCUCUCAUUUCAAUGAGUUUGUCGGACUAACACUGGAAGAUCUUGUUGAGCCGAGUUGCACUGAAUUUCAAAAUUAUUUCGCUCAUAAGAGUGCUGGUAAAAUGUCCCACCAGAGCAGAGAUUCUCAAAGAAAAUCCCAAACCAAGUCUUACCCAGUGUCCACUCCUUUUAAUAAAAGUAUGGAACAAGAAAAUGAGCAUCUUAGAGAGAAACUGAACGCACUUCGAGAUCAAAAUGCAUCUUUGACUUCCCAGAAUCACUGUCUAAUGAAUAAAAUUGAAACUAUCAACUUUGAAUUGACUCAGUCAAAAACAAGAAUCUCUUUUCUUGAAUCAGCUUUAGGUACACAUUCAGUCAGUAUUCCUAUGUUAGAAGAACAGAUUGCAAAUUUGGAAGCAGAAGUUACAGCUCAAGAUAAAGUCCUGAGAGAUGCAGAAGAUAAAUUAGAGCAAAGCCAGAAAAUGGUGGUAGAAAAAGAACACAUUUUGCAAAGAUUUAAAGAAGAAUAUAAAAAAUUGAAAACGGAUUUAAUUGAACGAAGCAAGCAAGGGAAGAGAGCUGAACUGCAAAGAAACGAGGCUCUGUUUAAUGCUGAAGAGCUGACGAAAGCAUUUAAAAAAUACAGAGAGAAAAUAACUGAAAAACUUGAAAAGGUUCAAGCUGAAGAAGAAACUUUAGAGAAAAAUCUAAUUAAUUGUGUAAAAGAAAAAGAAAAGUUGCAUGAAAAAUGUGUUGCCUAUAGAAAUGAACUCGAAAUCACAAAGGAACAAUUAAGACAAUUAAAGGAUGAGAACUGUAGUGCAAAAGAAGAGAUGAGGAGUCUAGAGGCAAAAACCACUGAAAUUGUGUCACAGCUAAAACAGUCUGAACAGAAGAUCCUGAAGCUUGAGAGUGAACUUAAUGAUAAAGUAGUAGUACUUAAAGAGAAAAGUACCCUACUAAGUGAAAAUGCAGAGCUAAAAGCACUUAUUGCACAGCAAAAUGAUCGCCUAAAAUUGUGUCAUCAAGAAAUUGAGAAUUCAAGAGAAGAACUGAGCACCUUGGAAACUAUUAUCUCCCAGUUGUCACUAGGUACAUCUAAAGAGUUUAAAUUGCAUCAGUCGAAACCUCAGAUGGCCAGUUCCUCUGCAAAGGAAGCUAUGUAUGUCUCUUGUUGCGAAUCAAACAAAUCCUUGAUUGCAGAUCUAAGAAUAAAACUGGCAAUGAAAGAAGCAGAAAUUCAAAAGCUUCAGGCAAACCUAACUGUCAGUAAAGUAGCUCAACAUCUUUCUAAUGAUUUUGAGGGACAAGAAAGUGGCAGAUUACAUGGCCUAGAAACAGAACCUGUAAAAUUGAUUGGAAAUCAAACAGAAGAGAGAAAAUGUCAACAAUGGAAGCUCAUCAGUAAACAGUUUGAAAAGGAGCGUCAAAGAUUCACAAGAGAGAUAGAAGAGUUACGUGCUAAGCUGUUAAAAGCAGAAGAGGAGAAUUCUUCUUUAAAGACCAGCAUGGCCCAGAGAGCCAGUCAGUUUCAAAUUAUACAGGAAGAACUACUGGAGAAGGCUGAAAAAACUACUAACUUAGAGCGAGAAAUAACAAAGAAAUCCUCUCAGCUUUCAGUACUUGAAAAGCAGUUGGAAGAAAAGACAGUUGCUUAUUCUGCUGCUACUGCAAGGUGUACUGAGCUGGAUCAGGAGCUCAUAGAAAAGAAUGGCCAGAUUCACAACUUGGAAGCAAAUAUCAAUGAAGAACAUGAGCAAGUAACUAUAGCUUUUGAAAAAGCAAAGUUAAUUCAUCUUGAACAGCACAAAGAGAUGGAAAAACAGAUUGAAAUACUUCAGACUCAGUUGGCUAUGAAACACCAGCAAAUUAAUGAGCUAGAGAAGACAAUGUCUGUUUUACAAGAAGAUAUUGUAUGUAAACAGCGUCACCUUGAAUCAUUGGAUCGACUGCUGAUAGAAAGCAGAGAGGAAAUGAAAAAACAAAAUACCAAGAAAGAAGAAGCUUUGAAAAUGUUGCAAAGCCAAUUAACGGAAGAAACAAUCAAAGUCAGACAACUAGAGUCAGCACUAGACAUUUGUAAGGAAGAGCUUAGAUUGUAUCUGAGUCAAUUAGAAGAAAAUAAGGAGUCAUUUGAAAAGCAGCUAAAGAAGAAGUCUGAAGAGGUGCACCGGUUACAAAAAGAAAUAAAACAAAGAAAUCAUAAUCUUCAGGACACCACUGAACAAAAUGUCCUCCUACAGCAAACUCUGCAGCAGCAGCAGCAAAUGUUACAGCAGGAGACAAUUAGAAAUGGAGAGCUAGAGGAUAGCCAGAUUAAGCUUGAAAAACAGAUAUCAAAACUGGAGCAAGAGCUUCAAAAACAGAAAGAAAACUCCGAAGAAGAGUUGAGAAAGGCAGAAGGAAAGCUCCGUAUAGCCUCUCAGGAAGCAGAUUUAAAAAGACAGAAGGUGGCUGAACUUACUAGCACAAUUGGGCAGAUUAAGCUGGAGAUGGAUCAGUGCAAAGAUGAUCUAAUUGGUAUGGAGAAAGAACUAGUGCAUUUAAGACGAGAUGGUGAAACUAAGACAGUGCAGCUAAGUCACUUAGAAAUGACUUUGGAGGACACUCAGUCAGAACUAAAUAAAAAAACGCAACAAGUGAGUGAUCUGGAAGAUAAACUGCUUCAGAGUGAGACUGGGCAAAAGGAUGCUUUACACAGAAUAGAAGAGCUAGAGGCUGAACUACAAAAUGCCCAUGGAGAAUUAAAAAUCACUUUGAGACAAUUACAGGAACUGCGAGAUGUGCUACAGAAUGCACAGUUCUCUCUGGAGGAGAAGUAUGCUGCUAUCAAGGAUUUAACAGCUGAACUUAGGCAUUGUAAGGAUGAAAUUGAGGACAAAAAGCAAGAACUUCUUGACAUGGACCAGGCAUUGAAAGAAAGGAACUGGGAACUGAAACAAAGAGCAGCUCAGGUUACCCAGUUGGAUAUGACUAUUCGUGAACACAGGGGAGAAAUGGAACAAAAAAUAAUUAGAUUAGAAGGUAGUUUGGAGAAAACUGAGUUAGAAAUUAAAGAACGCAAUAAACAGAUUGAGAGCUUGGAUUGCAAGCUACAGCAUUCUAAAGAUGAGCAUCGUGAAAAAGAGUUUGAAUUGCUCCAAAGAGAUCAAGAAAUAAAUCAACUAAAAAAGGAAAUUGAAAGAAAACAACAUAGAAUAACAGAUAUUGAAAAAACAGUGAAAGAUCAGGAGAAGUGCAUUGCAGACCAGUACAAGGAAGCAUUAGAUUUAGGUCAGCAGUUGAGGCUAGAACGAGAACAGAUGCAGCACAUCCAUUUGGAGCUUUUGGAGACUCGCCGGCUGUUGGUUCAAGCUCAAAGAGAAACGGACAGACUCUUGCAAGAACUGGAAGAAAUGAACUGUCUGUCUCAAGAAAAGGACGCUCGUGCAAACCGUUUGGCAGAAGAACUGGGCGCUGCCCAAGCACGUGAAGCUCAGUUACAAGCAAAAAUGCAAGCUGAGAUAAAAAAGCUUUCAUCAGAAGUAGACUUAUUAAAGGAGGCUUAUGAGCAGGAGAAGCUUGCACAUCAGACAAAUCAGGAAAGGUGGCAGACGUCCACAGACAGUCAGAAAUCUGGCUCUCAUCAUCUAAGUGGACAAUUGCAGCAGCUGAAGCAGGAGUUAGAAGAGGCUCAGGACACUGUCAAUAAUCUUCAGCAACAACUUCAGGCUAGAAAUGAAAUGGUUCAAGCUGCAAAUGAAGCACUGCUUGUGAAGGAAUCUGAAGUAACGAGAUUACAAACAAGAAUUUCUGGGCAUGAAAGAACAGAAGGCAUCAAGAAGCUACCAAUCCCGCUUGUAUUAUCAGAUCAUAUGCUCUUCGAUGUUCAAGAACAGGAUUCUUCCAGAAAUUCUCAUACGUCAUAUUUCAAACAUAGAAAACUGCGUCGUUCUAUAAGUGCUAGUGACCUAGGUGUCAAAGAUGAUGAUUCUCUAGAUCUAUCAAAAACGAUGUUAAAAGACUUCAAACAAAUGCUUACAUUAAAGCCCUCAGUGUGUCCAGAGAGUCAAAAGGAUUUUCUUCAUACUCCACCAAACAGUUUGAAUGAAUCUUCAUUCGAUCCCCUCACAUACAUUGUAGAUGAAGAUGUGACAUCAGACAGUAAUGACUUCCAGACACUUAGUGGAAUGCUAAAGUAUAUCAACAAAGAAAUGAGGCAGUCUGAAAAUGCUUCUGUACAAAUAUCAUGUGGUACAAACUCAAAGGAGAAUCAAGAAUCUUGUUUGUGGGACAAAGAUUGUGAAGAAAGACUAUCACUGUGUGACAAGCAAUAAACCAUAAGUGGAAUUGUUGCAACACAGCAUAGCAUUCAAAGAGGAAAUUUUAAUGUAGUAGUGAUGUACAUAGUUAAAUAUAUUUAUAUUGAUUGUAAACCCCAACCCUCUUGUUUUUCCAAUUUUAGUUUUAAUAUUAUUGCUUUGAAAUAAUUUGUAUGGCAACUUUGUUUUGGAAAUAAAGGGUUGGUUUUUUUUUUAAAAAGUUUCCUAAAAUUAUAGGGAUAAAUUUGGGUGGUCCUUUGUGACUAGGAUUUUUUAAAUCAAAGUCCUUACUCUUUAUAUCUAAAUUCUACCUGAAAGCGUUCCUGAGUCAUUGCUUCAUUCUCAAUUUUUGUUGAGAAGGUUUUAUCUUUAGUGUAGUGCAAAUGUACGAUUGCUGACAAAAGAGGCCUUUCUUCACACUGUCAAAUAUAAGGCCAUUUAGAAUAAAGGUUGAGCAUAAUAUUGAGUGAAGACUUUAAACAGAAUCUUGCUUGUCUCACUCCCACGAGUAUGCUCAUCCUUCUUUAGGGGAAGGAAACUCAAGGCCUUAGCCAACUCUUUUUGAAGUCCAUGGACAAGCUCCCAUGUGUUUCAGUGGAAGCAGAAUUGCGUAUUUAAGUUGUCUUAUUUUAAAUGAUGAAUUAAUACAUUAAUUUAUGUCUUUUGGUUUUUGGCUUUCCAAAAUCUCACUCAACUUAGCCCUUACAAAUGUCUUCACUAUGCCCUCAGUCUCUAAAGUUUAAAAAAAAAUAAAGGUGUAGGGAUCAUAUACAACAAAUCCGGGAACUAGGUGGACUUAAGGGCAUGAAGUCUGAAUCUCCUAUGUAAUCCUGAAUCUACAGAGUUGAGAUUCCAAAGCUUUAAAAUAUUAAAUCACUCAAUGAAUCAUGCUAAAAAUGUACAUGCGUGAAAAAUGUAUUAGCAAAGCUAUUAGCAAUGAAAGUAUUUCAGAAGAGCAGAAAAUAAUAUAAUGCUGUUAAGGAUUUAAGGCCCAAAUGUGCAUAUUUUAGAAAUCAUUAAGGGUGCAUCUCAACUAGUAAAACCAGCACUUGUAUUUCAGCAAUUGUGCAGGUGAAAUUGCUACAUAGACACAGAGCUUAGGCAUUUUUACCAGUGUCAGGAAAACCUGCUCCACCAGUGCAACUACACCAUUGCUGGCAGCUCCUGAAAUACAGGUACAGAUUUUGCCCACAUAAACAAGGCCUAAAUACACAAGGUACAUGUUUCUACAGCUCCAGUUUUGGCUGUUUGGAAAGAUUUAUGCACUGUAACAAAAGGACUUAGUUUACUUUUGGAAAUAACUACAUUUUACAUUUUUUUAAAUCAAGCCAUUUGUUUCCCUACAGAAUAACAAUUAAAAUCUAUUAGAACUGUCUUGGCCAGUGUAAUAACUGAAAAAUAGUUCAACAGAUUUAAACCAUUUUUUCUCUAAACAAACCAGUAGGCCUCUAGGCUAAUAAUGUCUGUGCUAAGUUUCAGACAGGUCUCUUUUAAAACAAUAGAACUUGAAACAUUUGACCUCUCAAACCAGGAUUUCAAAGGGAAAGCUUAACCUGCCCUUAAUUAGAGUUGCAUUACCACAUCACUGGAAUUUCAUCAUCGUAGGUUGUAUAAAGCCUAGCUUGCCCCUUUACGUGUGCUAAAUAUAAAUGUGCAUAAACAGCAGAAGCAUUUUUGUCUAAUAGCUGAAUCAGCUAAAUAAGUGUGAGCUGAAAUUUUUUAUCUGGCCAUUUGGCUUGCCUAAUGAAGUCAGAAUCAAACCUGAUAGCCAAGGUUAAAUUAUAAUUUCAUUUAUCUCAUUAAUUUUAGAUAUUGUCAUUAUUGUGCCUUGUUUGAAAAUCUAAUUAUUCUGCUUGUUACAUUAGCAACUGUAUUUUUAUUGGUUUGGAAAGUAGGAAAAACCUUUGUGCCAAAUGAUAAUUUCACUUUAGUAGGGAUCUAAACAAGCCAUUUCUUUAUAUGCCUAUAUAAAAUGGUUAUUAACGAUACUGGAACAUUGAGUGCACCUUUCCAAGCUGUAUUAGAUAAUAUGGAAUUAUUGAUUCUUGUAAAAUAUACACAGAACAAGAA
Gopherus evgoodei (Goodes thornscrub tortoise) is the source of this 6769-nucleotide messenger RNA. RefSeq names its product coiled-coil domain containing 18 (gene CCDC18). The record is from RefSeq and is a predicted model, not a curated record. Bases 257 to 4714 code for a protein of 1485 amino acids. NCBI's taxonomy places the organism in Eukaryota, Metazoa, Chordata, Testudines, Testudinidae. The transcript has 29 exons.